GGCAAACCCACUAUAAUGGCGCUUCCGGACUGGACAGUGUAUUUACUUUGUUUUGCCUCAGUAUGUGGAGGUUUUUACAUCUGUCGUGUUUUUAAAUGCGGCAGAAUAAGUGAAUGGAAAAACAGCCCGAUUGCUAAACUGAUGGCUCGCACAGAGAAACCACUGUUUUGGAUAGCGUAUUCUCUUUAUACACGGACCAAACUCGGGUACAUAUUUCAUAAGAGGCAGAUAAGGAAAGCACAGGAGAGGUACCCUGCCGGCCACUCCAGAACUCAACCUACUAUAAUAAACGGCAUCAAGAUCAUACCAGUGCCCAUCUUAUCAGACAAUUACAGCUAUGUGGUCAUUGACACUGCAUCAAAUAUGGCUGUUGUGGUUGAUCCCGCUGACCCUCAGCCUGUUCAGGCCUGUCUAGAGGAAGAGGGGGUGGCAUUACAAGCUGUUCUCUGCACACACAAGCACUGGGACCACAGUGGAGGGAACAGGGCUCUAAAGAGACUCUACAGGUCCUGUCGAGUGUAUGGGAACGCUAUGGACAACAUUCCAGGCCUUACGCACCCCCUUUCAGACAAAGACACAAUAGAUUUUGGAGCUCGGCUGCACUUCAGGGCCUUCUAUACCCCUGGCCACACAGUGGGUCACAUGAUCUACAUGCUUGAUGGCCGAGUUAUAGGUGGCCCCAGCAGCUUGUUUUCAGGGGACCUGGUAUUCCUCUCUGGAUGUGGGAGAAUGUUUGAGGGUAAUGCCUCAACUAUGCUGUCAUCUCUGGAUACAGUGGGAUCGCUGAACGAUGAUACUCUGCUUUGGCCUGGACAUGAGUAUGCUGAAGAUAACCUGCUGUUUGCUGCUGAAGUGGAGCCUUGCAAUGUUGUACGGGAGCAGAAGUUGCAGUGGGUGCUGCAACAGAGGGGUCAGAGACUCUGCACAUGUCCAUCCACCCUAGCGGAGGAGAAGCAAUACAAUCCCUUCCUGCGGAGCCACUCUCAGGAUCUCCAGCGGGCCCUGGGUCUGCAGCAGAAGCAGGACGAGGACUGGACGUUGUAUCGCGCCCGUGUUUUAGAGGAACUGCGUAGACGGAAAGACAUUUAUAAGGACCGAUAAGGCUUUCAUCCACUGGUGUUUGAAAGACGCAACCACUGAAACCAUUCCAAGCUAAACAUGUCCUGCUCCCUAUGUAUUAUUACUGUGCUGGAUUAAAAAAGCACUAAUGUGAAUUUGAACAGUGACUUGAAGGAAAA
This is a messenger RNA of Cyprinus carpio (common carp), 1238 nucleotides long. Its product is annotated as putative thioesterase PNKD. Gene Ontology annotation, molecular function: hydroxyacylglutathione hydrolase activity. The record is from RefSeq and is a predicted model, not a curated record. NCBI's taxonomy places the organism in Eukaryota, Metazoa, Chordata, Actinopteri, Cypriniformes, Cyprinidae. Gene Ontology annotation, cellular component: mitochondrion.